This is a messenger RNA of Oncorhynchus tshawytscha (Chinook salmon), 1309 nucleotides long. RefSeq names its product 28S ribosomal protein S9, mitochondrial. The coding region runs from base 1 to 948 and encodes 315 amino acids. Gene Ontology annotation, biological process: translation. The transcript has 9 exons. Gene Ontology annotation, cellular component: mitochondrial small ribosomal subunit; ribosome. NCBI's taxonomy places the organism in Eukaryota, Metazoa, Chordata, Actinopteri, Salmoniformes, Salmonidae. Gene Ontology annotation, molecular function: structural constituent of ribosome; RNA binding. The record is from RefSeq and is a predicted model, not a curated record.
AUGGCGGCCUCCUGUGGAAAAACCGUGCUGUCCAGACAGCUAUGUGUGAGUGCUGUGCACCACAGGAAGAACCUGGCUGCAGCGGGCCCAGAGAAGUUCUCAGAGGAGUUCAUCAAGAAGCAGCUCACUUUCACAACAUCACCAGCAGGGGGACCUCUUGAGUUUUUUGCUCAAUCUCUAACUAAUUGGGCUAGACAAAGUAAAGUGGUUUACACCAAUGGCCUAACUCUCUCUCUCUCUCUCUCUCUCAUAUAUGAGUAUAUAUAUCCUCUAGCUGUCCAAUGGGGCGCAGAUAGACGGCCAUUCCACUUUCUGUUCUACACAGGAAAGCAGUCCUACUACUCUCUAAUGCAUGACACUGUCACUAAAGCCCUGGCAGUAGAGAAGCACCAGGACCGUCUGAGAGGAAAGAAUCUCUUCACCCAGGACGCCAAGCAGAUUUCUCUGAAAGAAGAGCUGGAGGAGUUGUUGGUGGAGACCAUCUCAGAACACGAUUAUGCAUGGUUCAUCCAGCUGAUGGAGAGGUUGCUGUCUCUGCCCAACUGCUCUGUGGAGGAGGACUUUGUCCAGCACUACCGCAGACAGCUAGAGAUCCAGUCCUCCAAGCAGCAGGUCCAGCCCCUACAAUACAACCAGCACGGAGUGGCUUACAGCACCGGAGAUGGCAGAAGAAAGACCGCUACGGGUACUGUCCUACUGAGAGACAGCGGUUCAGGAUCCAUCAGCAUCAACGGGACAAACUAUGUCCACUACUUCCCUGUCCUGCAAGACCGCCAGGCGGGGGCGCUACGCCUUGCCAUCUCCCGCGCCAUGCUGAGCUUUCUGUCUGAGGGACAGGUGGAGACCAUGAGACAAGCUGGGCUGCUGACCCCUGGCCCCAGAAUUAAGGAGAGGAAGAAGCCGGGCCAGGAGGGAGCGAGGAGGAAGUUCACCUGGAAGAAACGCUGAGGUGGAGGACAGAAUAGAACUGGACACAGGAAAAUCACAGCAACAUCUUCAUCAUUAUCUUCCUCUGAGAUCAGAACUGUUAUUAGUAAGUGGACAAAUUGUUCAUCCAACCCCUAUUGUAGCCUUUUAUAUGUCCCCUAAAGGUGUUUUAGAUCUGGAAAUAGCCACCAAGUACAUGACUCAAAUACUUGUACAAAUUCAAAGUUGCUGCCAUGCUGUUGUCAAAUUCUGUCCAUGUGAGGGCAGGAUACCCAACUCCAUAUAGGCUGUAAUGUUUUUUUCUGCCACCAGAGGGCCAUCUCUGGCAACAUACCUGUCCAUUGUCUUUGUCUGUAUAUUGAAAAUAAAAUUUUGUUUUUCA